Messenger RNA from Choloepus didactylus (southern two-toed sloth), 951 nucleotides. It is a transcript of the gene C1H3orf49, whose product is annotated as chromosome 1 C3orf49 homolog. The coding region runs from base 1 to 885 and encodes 294 amino acids. The record is from RefSeq and is a predicted model, not a curated record. Lineage: Eukaryota; Metazoa; Chordata; Mammalia; Pilosa; Megalonychidae. The transcript is spliced from 5 exons.
AUGAAUCACCCUCAGCUUUAUCUGCCCGAGCCCUUUAAGGUUGCCUACGGAAAAGUUGGCCAGUACCGAAGAUCUCAGCAAUCCAGAAGGAAAAAUGGCCCUUUCAAAAGGACGGGGAUUGAAAGAUGGCAUAGAGCUGUAUCUACCAAUUUGGUAAAACAAAGUGUACUGGUCCCCAAAGAGGACUUGUCCAGUGAUAGUGACAUGGAAUUUCAUAAAAGCCAGCAAAAUAAGAAAAAAAAUGUGAUGAAGAAGAUGAAGACUGCUUUUGGAAGGAUGCUAUCAUACAAGCACAGAAGCAAGCCAGCAAGGGUCAGCAGAGAGGGCUCCACUAACCAUAAGGAAACCCUUCUUUCAAAUAUGCAGAGUCUUCUUCCUAGAAUUGUCAAGGAGCUCCCAUCUCCCAAGUUGUUUACCAAACCAAGAAUGAGAAAGCUCUCACAGAAUGCAACUAUACAAGUUGAUGUUGUAGAAGCAGAGACAGAGGAGAUAACCCGAGGAAAUACACUCCUUCGGGCUAGGAGAACUACCAAGAGGUUGUCUGUGACAUCCCUUCCAUCAGGACUGCAAAAGGUUCCCUUUUCAUCAAAAAAGAGAUCACGCUUCCCAGCACUUAAAAAAAAGAAACAUAGUAUGAAAAACAGUCUCCGAAAAUCAGAUUUGACAGUAGGAAAGCUUCAAAUGCAGGUGGAUGAGCUCAUAGAAACAGUGACUGAAAAAUCCAUGAAGCUGUUGGCCCAAAGACAUGCUGAGCUUCAGCAGUGCAAGUUUCUAGGGGAUGAAAUUCUUCAGUCUUCUAAGCAGUUCCAGAGGAUAUCCAAGCGAACCAUGAGGAAGUAUAAAUUGAAAAAUGCGUGUUUCCCAUGUACCUGCUGCUGCUUCUAAUUUUGUUCCUGACUGUAUAAAAGUUAUCUUCAUAGUGAUUCUUAUCUUUUGGUACAUAAUCCUGAA